AAUCUCUGUAGCCUUCUUUGGUGUAGGCACAGCAGGCUGCCUCUAACACACACAAUAUAUUAGCAGUAGUGCUGAAGCCUGUGUCAGUGCCGAUGUUUAAAAUGAAGUGGUGGCUGCUGUCCCUCCUAUUUGACAGCUGAAUUUUUACUCCGUGUUUCACGAUCAUCACUGGAAGAGCUAGGAAAUUUUGUUGCCACUGGCAUUUUUUUUAUUUAAAUGUCAUCAAUGGGCGUUUCUCCUUCUGCUCUAGCAUCAUUGUCCUGCUCACAGAUAUUAAGACUAAGAAGCUUGAUUCUCUAAGGCUUGUAUCCAAGGGCAUCAGUCAUUAACACACUGAGCUACAUCUGCUUCUUGGCUAAGACUGAAGAAAGACAUCUUAAGCUGGAAAUCCUGCUUGCUCGCCGCUCUCUCUCUCUCUCUAUCACACACACUGCAUAUGCUGCAGCAGGUUCUUUUUUUAUUCCAAAAGGCUGCCUCACUUUGGAGAUGCAGUGACAAGAUAAUGAAGUAAAAGUCUCCCAUUUCCAAGAAAGAAAAUUAUAGGAGUCAGCAAUCAAAAGGGAAGAACAAGUUAAAUAGCAGUAGCAACAGAAGAGGAGUGGAAGGAGGACAGUGGUUCAGAAUUAAAAUAAAAUUAGAGGAAACAGGUGGAAGGCUCACAAGACACUGAGAUAAUUUAGGCUUAAGUGUCUGUUUCGUUCAUUCUGUUAUUUUCUAAGCAGUUUUUGGAGAUUCCUAAGCAGUGCUGUUUUACCAUAGCAGCUUCCCAAACCUGCCUUUUCACUCUCCCUGGCUGCUGCUGCUACUACUGUUGCUGCUGCUGACAGAAACGUGUUAGGAAAGCAGAAAGAGAAAAUGCCAGCCAUCCUAGUGGCCUCCAAAAUGAAAUCGGGACUACCUAAACCCGUACACAGCGCUGCUCCCAUCCUGCAUGUCCCGACGGCCAGGACCAUCCCGCAACCCUGUUACCUGAAGUUUGGGAACAAGGUGGAGGUGACCAAGCCAUCGUAUUCCAGCCAGAUCCCCCUCAAAUCACCUCAUGGACAUGAGAAUGCAGGGGAUGGGUUCCCCCCCAGGAAGAGUAACUCUCUAGAAAAUGGAUUUGACACACAGAUUUACACGGAUUGGGCUAAUCACUAUCUCGCAAAAUCUGGUCACAAACGAUUGAUCAAGGACCUACAGCAAGAUGUGACUGAUGGAGUCUUACUGGCUGAAAUCAUCCAGGUUGUAGCGAAUGAAAAGAUUGAAGACAUCAAUGGCUGUCCAAAGAACAGAUCUCAAAUGAUUGAAAACAUAGAUGCAUGUCUGAGUUUCUUGGCUGCCAAGGGAAUAAACAUACAGGGUCUAUCAGCAGAGGAAAUCAGGAAUGGGAAUCUAAAGGCCAUUCUAGGACUUUUCUUCAGCUUGUCUCGGUAUAAGCAGCAGCAGCAGCAGCCACUGAAACAACAUCCGCAGCACCAUCCAUCUCAGCAACCUCCACCAGUAUCCCAGCAACCAGGGCCUCCAUCCCAGUGUCCGGUCGGGGUGCAACAGCAACAGAUGCCGGCUUCGCCCCAAACACAGUGCCAACAGCCCCAGCAAGCUGCACAUCAUCAAUUAAAAGCACAACCAGAAAUGCAGUCAAGUGCAUCACCCAGGGACUCAUCUCAAAGCAAAAUCAUCCGAUUCACUCUCGGUCAGAAAAAGACUUCUAGACUUCCAGGUCCCACCACGAGGGUAUCUGCUGCAGGCAGCGAAACCAAAACUCGUGGGUCUAUCAGUGCCAACAACCGGCGCAGCCAGAGCUUUAACAACUACGACAAAUCCAAACCUGUUAAUCCACAACCACCUCCAUCAAAUAGCAAUGAAAAAGAGCCAGCAGACAGUACAGCCUCCCAGUCCACAGGAAUGAAUGAAAAUGUACCAUCUUCAGUUCAAAGCAGCAGCAGUACAAAUGCUGUUAGUUGCAAUAACUCAUCGGCCAUACCCCAGCCCAGCUCUGCCAUUAAACCCUGGCGCAGCAAGUCCCUUAGUGCGAAGCACACAGCCACGUCUUCCAUGUUAUCUGUAAAGCAGCCAAUUCCAGAGUCUCCAAAACCACCUUCAGAAAUGGUCAAAGCCACUCCCAAUGGUCAAAAAUCCAUGCUUGAGAAAUUAAAACUCUUCAAUAGCAAAGGAGGCUCCAAAGCAGGAGGAACAUCCCUUGAGUGCUCAGGGUCUCGGGACACUAGCUGUGAAAGACUAGAGGCACUUCCCAGCUUUGAGGAAAGUGAAGAGAUAGAUGCUGCAAAUCGGAAUAUGAACAACCCAGGACCAACAUCCAGUAGCCCCAAAAUUGCACUGAAGGGCAUUGCACAAAGAACUUUUAGCCGGGCACUGACUAAUAAGAAAAGUUCCCCAAAGGGCAGUGAGAAAGAGAAACAGAAAGAGAAGGAAAAGGAUAAAAGCAAAGACAUCGCAAAAAGGAUAUCCGUAACAGAGAAGCAGGAGAUGAAAGAGGAGCCAAAAGAAGAACAGACAGCACCAGCUACAACAGAGAUGCCAAAAAAGUCCUCCAAGAUUGCAAGCUUUAUCCCUAAAGGAGGAAAGCUGAAUAGUGCCAAGAAGGAGGCCUCUGCCCCUUCGCACAGUGGCAUACCAAAACCAGGAAUGAAAAACACCACAGGGAAAUCCUCAAGUGCCCCAACUUCUGCAAAGGAAGGUGAGAGAAGCCGCAGUGGAAAACCUGGCUCAGGGCUCUCUCAACAGAAGACCCAACUAGACAGCAGGAAUUCCAGUUCCACUUCAAGUUUAGCCUCCUCAGAAGGAAAAGGGAUAGGAGGGGUGUCUGCUCUUAACAGUAGCAGCAGCACCCAAGCUGUCAACGGGCCAGUUAGUACCACACAGACUACCGGAAGCAAUACUGUGAGUGUUCAGCUACCUCAUCCACAACAGCAAUACAACCAUCCGAACACUGCCACAGUAGCUCCUUUCAUGUACAGAUCACAGACAGACAAUGAAGGGAAUGUAACAGCUGAGUCCGGCACGGGAGGGGUGAGCAUGGAUACUGCUCUUUACACUAAAACUGGACAGCCUGGUCUCGAAGACCUUUCAGGGGAGGAUCCAGAAACUCGACGAUUGCGAACUGUCAAGAACAUUGCUGAUCUUCGACAGAAUUUAGAGGAGACCAUGUCCAGCUUACGGGGAACCCAGGUCUCUCACAGCACAUUGGAGACCACGUUUGACACCAAUGUCACUACUGAAAUAAGUGGUCGCAGUAUUCUCAGCUUGACUGGAAGACCAACGCCUUUAUCGUGGAGACUUGGGCAGUCCAGCCCCCGCCUUCAGGCAGGUGAUGCUCCAUCAAUGGGAAAUGGGUAUCCUCCAAGAGCCAAUGCCAGCCGUUUCAUCAACGCUGAGUCUGGGCGUUAUAUGUAUUCAGCACCUUUGAGGAGACAGCUAGCAUCCCGCGGUAGUAACGUUUGUCACAUGGACAUCUCAGAGAAGGGUGGUGAUGAGAUAGAUCUUGAAACCAUCAGCAUGGAUGCCACUGGCUAUAUGAGCGAUGGCGAUGUUCUGGGCAAGAAUAUAAGGACUGAUGACAUUACGAGUGGGUACAUGACUGAUGGUGGUUUGGGCCUGUACACUCGUAGACUGAAUCGGCUACCAGAUGGGAUGGCUGCAGUGCGGGAGACACUGCAGCGUAACACCUCACUGGGACUAGGAGAUGCUGACAGCUGGGAUGACAGCAGCUCCGUCAGCAGUGGGAUCAGUGACACCAUAGAUAACCUCAGCACCGAUGACAUUAACACCAGCUCCUCCAUCAGCUCCUAUGCCAACACACCUGCCUCCUCCCGUAAAAACAUAGAUGCACAGACUGAUGCAGAAAAGCAUUCGCAGGUUGAGCGGAAUUCCCUGUGGUCCAGUGAUGAAGUCAAGAAAUCUGAUGGAGGAUCAGAUAGUGGCAUAAAGAUGGAGUCUGGAUCUAAAUGGAGGCGAAAUCCUUCCGAUGUGUCUGAUGAAUCUGAUAAAAGCACUUCUGGUAGGAAGAACACUGUCAUUUCACAGACUGGUUCCUGGAGGCGGGGCAUGUCAGCUCAGGUUGGCAUUACUACACCGAGGACUAAACCUUCAACUACCUCAGGCUCACUGAAGACACCUGGAUCAGGGAAAACUGAUGAUGCCAAGGUAUCAGAAAAAGGUAGACUUUCUCCUAAAGCUGGACAUGUUAAACGUUCUCCAUCAGAUGCAGGACGCAGCAGUGGUGAUGAAUCCAAAAAGCCUCCCACAAGUAACUCUAGAACAGCUGCUGCUAAUACAAAUACAUUUGGAUUUAAGAAACCGAGUGGGUCAGCUGGCGGCAUGACUAUGAUUACUGCCAGUGGCGCGACUAUCACCAGCAGAUCAGCUACACUGGGCAAAAUCCCCAAAUCAUCUGGACUCAUGGGUCGGUCCACUGGUCGGAAAACUAGUGUUGAUGGCUCACAAAACCAGGACGAUGGCUACUUAGCACUUAGUGCCCGCACUAAUCUUCAGUAUCGUAGUUUACCCAGACCCAGUAAAUCCAGUAGCAGAAGUGGAGCUGGUAAUAGAUCUAGUACCAGUAGCAUAGACUCCAACAUAAGCAGCAAGUCAGCUGGGUUGCCUGUCCCUAAAAUGAGAGAGCCAGCUAAGGUAUCCCUCGGAAGCUCUCUGCCAGGUCUAGUCAACCAAACAGAUAAAGAGAAAGGGAUAUCGUCUGACAACGAAAGUGUGGCUUCAUGUAAUUCUGUUAAAGUGAACCCUGCAUCACAGACUGCUUCUAGUGGAGCUCAAAGCACUCACCAACAAGGAGCCAAGUACCCUGACGUGGCCUCCCCCACUUUGCGCAGACUUUUUGGUGGAAAACCAAGUAAGCAAGUUCCCAUCACAACAGCUGACAAUAUGAAAAAUUCAGUGGUGAUCUCCAAUCCUCAUGCUACCUUGAGCCAGCCGGGUAACCUUGAUUCUCCUUCUGGCAGCGGUAUACUGAGCAGUGGGGGCAGCAGUCCUCUUUACAGUAAAAACACAGAUACGAACCAGUCUCCGUUAGCCUCUAGUCCCAGUUCCGCCCAUUCAGCUCCCUCCAACAGUUUAACUUGGGGUACCAACGCAAGUAGCUCUUCCGCUGUUAGCAAGGAUGGCAUUGGAUAUCAGUCUGUCAGCAGUCUUCACACCAGCUGUGAAUCCAUUGAUAUCUCUCUCAGCAGCGGAGGUGGGGUGAGCCAUAACUCAUCCAGUGGCUUGAUCGCAGCUUCUAAAGAUGAUUCUUUGACUCCCUUUGUCAGAACCAACAGUGUUAAGACAACUUUGUCUGAAAGCCCUCUCUCUUCCCCUGGUGCUAGUCCCAAAUUCUGCAGAAAUACUUUACCCAGGAGACAGGACAGCGACCCACAUCUUGAUAGGAACACUUUGCCUAAGAAGGGAUUCAGGUAUACCCCUUCAUCCCAACUUCGGAGUCAAGAGGAUGCAAAAGAAUGGCUACGUUCACAUUCAGCAGGAGGCCUUCAGGACACUGCUGUCAAUUCUCCAUUUUCAUCUGGCUCCAGUAUAACAUCACCCUCUGGAACUAGAUUUAAUUUCUCCCAGCUUGCAAGCCCUACUACUGCGGUCCAGAUGAGCUUGUCAAAUCCAACCAUGCUACGGACGCACAGCCUUUCCAAUGCAGAUGGUCCUUAUGAUCCUUACAGUGACACACGCUUCCGGAAUAGUUCAAUGUCACUAGAUGAGAAGAGUAGAACUAUGAGCCGUUCUGGGUCAUUCCGUGAUGGCUUUGAAGAAGUGCAUGGAUCCUCUCUCUCCUUGGUGUCCAGUACAUCAUCUAUUUAUUCAACGCCUGAAGAAAAAUGCCAGUCAGAGAUUCGCAAGCUACGAAGGGAGUUGGAUGCAUCCCAGGAGAAGGUGUCAGCUCUAACAACUCAGUUGACUGCUAAUGCUCACCUUGUGGCAGCGUUUGAGCAGAGCCUUGGAAACAUGACUAUUAGACUACAGAGUCUGACUAUGACAGCAGAACAAAAGGAUUCAGAACUGAAUGAGUUAAGGAGAACCAUUGAACUCCUGAAAAAGCAGAAUGCUGCUGCCCAAGCUGCCAUUAAUGGAGUAAUUAACACACCUGAGCUCACCUGCAAAGGUACUGGGACUGCCCAACCUGCUGACCUGCGAAUCAGAAGGCAACACUCUUCAGAUAGUGUCUCUAGUAUUAACAGUGCUACUAGUCACUCCAGCGUGGGAAGCAACAUCGAGAGUGAUUCAAAGAAAAAGAAGAGGAAGAACUGGGUCAAUGAGUUACGCAGCUCCUUCAAGCAAGCAUUUGGUAAAAAGAAAUCCCCCAAGUCAGCAUCUUCUCAUUCAGAUAUUGAGGAGAUGACUGAUUCGUCAUUACCUUCAUCACCAAAGCUACCACACAAUGGCUCAACUGUUUCUACCCCGUUGCUCAGAGCUUCUCAUUCCAAUUCUCUUAUUUCUGAAUGUACUGACAGUGAAGCUGAAACAGUCAUGCAGUUACGCAACGAGCUAAGAGACAAAGAGAUGAAGCUGACUGAUAUUCGUCUGGAGGCCCUUAGCUCUGCCCACCAGCUAGACCAGCUUCGGGAGGCCAUGAACAGGAUGCAGAGCGAGAUUGAGAAGUUAAAAGCAGAAAAUGACCGGUUGAAGUCUGAAAACCAUGGCAGCUGUAGCAGGGCUCAGUCUCAGGUUUCCAUUUCAUCCUCGCCAAGACAGUCCAUGGGUCUCUCUCAGCACAGCCUGAACCUCACAGAGUCUACCAGCCUCGACAUGCUAUUAGAUGACCCUGGUGAUGGCUGUGCCCGGAAGGAAGGAGGCAGGCAUGUUAAAAUAGUUGUUAACUUUCAGGAUGAAAUUAAAUGGAAGGAGGAUUCCAGGCCCCGCCUCUUCCUCAUUGGCUGCAUUGGAGUCAGUGGCAAGACAAAAUGGGAUGUACUGGAUGGGGUUGUUAGACGGUUAUUUAAGGAAUAUAUCAUUCAUGUGGAUCCAGUGAGUCAGCUAGGAUUGAAUUCAGACAGUGUUUUGGGAUACAACAUUGGGGAAAUCAAACGCACAAAUAGUGCCGAGACUCCUGAACUGCUGCCCUGUGGCUAUCUGGUUGGCGAAAACAACACCAUCUCAGUUACUAUCAAAGGUAUCUGUGAGAACAGUUUGGACUGUCUGGUGUUUGAGUCACUGAUUCCAAAGCCUAUACUUCAGCGAUAUGUCUCUCUCUUAAUGGAACAUAGACGGAUUAUCUUGUCUGGGCCAAGUGGCACUGGUAAAACGUACCUAGCAAAUCGUCUUUCUGAGUUUAUGGUACUUAGAGAGGGCAGAGAGCUGGCUGAUGGAGUUAUUGCAACCUUCAACGUGGAUCAUAAGUCCAGUAAGGAACUGCGUCAAUACUUGUCCAACCUUGCUGACCAAUGUAAUAGCGAAAAUAAUGCUGUGGAUAUGCCUCUUGUCAUCAUUCUGGACAAUUUGCAUCAUGUUAGCUCCCUAGGAGAGAUCUUCAAUGGGCUUCUGAACUGCAAGUACCAUAAAUGUCCUUACAUUAUUGGCACAAUGAACCAGGCCACAUCCUCAACACCUAACCUUCAACUACACCACAAUUUCAGAUGGGUGCUAUGUGCUAACCACACUGAGCCAGUCAAGGGCUUUCUUGGUCGUUUCCUGAGACGAAAACUAAUUGAAACAGAAAUCAGUGGUAGGAUGAGAAAUGCAGAACUGGUUAAAAUCAUUGACUGGAUUCCCAAGGUCUGGCAGCAUCUCAACAAGUUCUUGGAGGCUCACAGUUCCUCUGAUGUUACUAUUGGUCCACGACUCUUUCUCUCUUGUCCAAUAGACGUGGAUGGUUCUAGGGUCUGGUUUACUGACUUGUGGAACUACUCUAUUAUCCCAUAUCUUUUGGAGGCAGUCAGAGAAGGACUACAGUUGUAUGGAAGGAGAGCUCCCUGGGAGGAUCCAGCCAAAUGGGUAAUGGACACGUAUCCCUGGGCAGCCACUCCACAGCACCACGAGUGGCCUCCGUUGCUGCAACUGCGGCCUGAAGAUGUUGGAUUUGAUGGGUACUCAAUGCCACGGGAAGGUUCAACUAGCAAACAAGUUCCCCCGAGUGACGCUGAAGGAGAUCCUUUGAUGAACAUGCUAAUGAGACUGCAAGAGGCAGCCAACUAUUCGAGCCCCCAGAGUUAUGACAGCGACUCCAACAGCAACAGCCAUCAUGAUGACAUCCUUGACUCAUCCUUGGAGUCGACGUUGUGAUCUUCAGCAGACAGAAAACAGGCGGUUUCCCACUGUCCCUCUCCUACUUUACAAGAAUCUUUAUCACAAACUAAUGAAGAUAACUUGUUACUGGACUGGGCAGAUGUCUCAGUAUUAGAGCUGCAAGAACAAGACACUUUAUUUGAGUCAGUCUUGAAUGUGGGUGCAGGUAACCCAAACAACUUUUGUACUGUUUUUCUUUUUACAAUUAUAAGAACUGCACUAUGUCUUUGUUUUGUUCUGUUUAGUUACUGUAAGCCCUCAUGCCUAAGAUACUGAAGACAUUUAAAAAAAACAAAACACUUCACAGCUAUGAAACAAACAGCAUUGUGCCAUGUACUGUCCAGAAGGAGAGGGGAGGAAUGUUUAUUGCCUAUGUUGCUUCUGACCAAACACAUUUGGGUGAGGGCUGGAUUUCUACGAAUCAGUUUUGCAGACUAACCUCAGCUGCGGAUAGUUCUGGUGCUAUAAUAUGUCGCUUGCCUUGAUAAUAAUGGUCCAUAAAAGGCAAAGCUGCAAGACAGGGAAAUUUAAAAUAAAUAUUAAAAUUAAAAAAAGCUGCUCUCCUUGCCAGUCUGAGACCUUGGCUUGCUUUCCUCUAUUUCACCAUGUGUUUAUAGAGAUUUACAGAUAUAUAAAUAGAAAUAUAUGUACAGUCUAAACAAAUCAGGUUUUUUUCAAACACUGUGUAACCAACCAUCCUACAGAAUUUUAAAGACCAAGUACCCCUUUGAUAUUCAGGGCUUGAUUCUCCUCUUACUUACACCAGUAAAACUCCAUUGACUGUAGUAGAGCUACUCCUGAUUUACACUGGUGUAAGUGAGCAAAAUUCACUCCUCUGCAAAGGGCCUAUGCCCCAUUUAAAUGCCAUAGCUUAAGUGGAACUUCAUAGGUGCAUAGGUUCUCUGUUCGCCCUAUGGAUAGGGGGUGAAUUUCACCCAAUUAGGGUAUAGUCAGGCCUUCAGUUUUUACCAUUUGUAUUAGAAUUUUAUAGCUGUUUUCUAAGACUUUUUUUGUCAGGGAUUUCUCUCUCUGACCAUUACAACUGCAAAAGGGGUUCAUUAAAGCUCAGCUCUGUAGGCAGGCCACUGCUACUCUGGUAACAUCAUUUAGUCUUGUUUGGUUUUUAAAUAGCAGAAAGUAGUAUUUUGGCGGUUCAUCGAAGCUGUCUUAUCCAGGUCUUAAAAAGGGGGGUACUAUCUCUUUAAAGUUUAAAAGUUGCUCAUGGGUUAUGGCUGAGCUGUGAACCUGAUUCUUUGUUUCUCCUCCUCCUCUCCACACGCACACAAUACAGUUUCAGUAUUAAGGCUUGUACUUCUGUUGGGGAGCAAGAACACCUCACAAAGAAUUGCACUUUCCUUUCCUGGGGAGCAAAUACUUUCAAUAAAGCCACCACACAUCAGCUGUCUCAGGCUGAACUCAGCAAGAGCCGCAGUCCUCAACAUUGAUCUGUACAAGCCUUUCCAGCUAUAUUUCGGUGCUGAAUUUUAAAGCGAUGCCUUACUUAUUUUGUACUAAUUGUAUUAAUUACAUUAGUGCUGUAUAUUAUGGGGUUUUAUGUAAGUAAACAAACAGGGCUAAACAAGUCAUCUCUUGGAAUAUAAUAACAAAUUGCUGUGAAUAUUGUUUGUGUGAAAUAUUAGAUUUUGUUUAAAUGUGACGGUAACAAAAGGAGGGAAAUGAGAUAACCUUUCAGGUUCAUAUCAAUCUGCAGCUAAUAGAUCAUUGGAUAACUGUUUAUUCAAUGCAAGAAAAAAAAAAGCUUUUCUAUGAUGAAAAAUGCUAUCGCUACUAAACUACAAAAAGCGAUAGCUGUUUUUUCAGUGUACAGGUAGAAAACUUAUUACAGACACUUUUUUUUAAGAGCUUGUUAAUCCUUCUGGGUUUAAAAUAAUGUAACAGACACAAGUUCAUGCUUCUGUGACUCAGUUUGAAUGGAUAAUUUUAUUAUCCCUUAUGACUUUCUACUAUCUGUGAUUUGACUGUAGUUACUUUUUUGUCUUUAUCCAAUGAGAGCUGGUCAUGAAUCGGCUCCCAUUACAGCUUUCAAGUCUUGAUGAUCUUUUUAAAAAAAGAAAUUGUAAAAGAAUAAGUAAAAUAUUUUAAUGAUGGGGAGGGGAAAAUCCCCUGAGCUGGUGUCACUGCUUUAACCUUGCUGAACUCUAAUUUAGAUUAUAUCAUUUAAAUGGAAGGCAAAGUGUUACUCAAUCAACCUUAUUAAACCAGAUCUUCUUACUGUAAAAUGGGCUACACUCCUAUGGAAUCAUAUGCAGCGCGUGCUGAUGAGUUAGAGUGAUUCAUUUCUCAGCAAUCUGACAAUUCUGCUUCCCAGCACUGACUUUACCUGCUACUACGGUGAAUCUGGGUAGAAACUGAAUACCUGAACCUGAGACUGAAUCCAUGCAAGUAGAUCCUUGUGCCUGGGUGGAUCUGUUUGCAGGAUAGAGCCUAAUCUAACUUAACAUCACAGCAUUUCUCAGCAAACUUUUAACUGAACCCUACAAAUACAUUUGAAAUUGUCAGAUAAUUGUUUGUUUUUAAUCCUGUGUUCAGAUGCAGGAAAGGGGUUCUAUCUAUCUGCUCCUCUCUGAUUGACAAAAAUUUGGGGUACUGUAAAAGAGGCGACUUUGAGUAGGUUAGUCAUUUUAAUCUUCACAAAACUCAGUGUCCUUUCUGAAACUUCGGGAAGCAGGGUUAUCUGUUAUGCACAUUUCUUAUCUUCAUCCUGAUUUCAGUAUAGCUUAGUAAACUUUGUUUUUAAUGAAUUUGUUCUCAUUUUAAGGCUUUGUCCAAAAUGCUUCCAAUUUUUUUGCCUUUUUUCUACAAAGUUGGCUUGUUUUUUUUAAAAAACAAAAAAAACAAACAAGAUUCUAUGCAACAUUUAUGUUGAGUUAUAAAUUGGAAGCUUAAACCAUUUCUUUUCCUUCAGAACUGCCAAGAAUUGUACAGGCCAUAACUGAAACAUGGAGACAGUUUUAGUUGAGGGUGGGUUUGGCUAGCUUUUUUUUUUGUACAUUUUGGAAGAAAAAACUAUUUCAUUGUUGAUGCUUAACUUCGAUAUUAUGUGUAUUGAAUCUUGUCUAAAUGUGGCAAUUCUUUCAAGAAAAACAAAAAACAAAAAAAAAGUCUUUGUGGAUAUUAAAUGGAAGGUUACUGUUUUGAUCUAGUUGUUUCCAGUGGAACAGUUUAUGAAAUAUGUUCUAUAAGAUGUACAUUUUUUCACUGUAACAUAGAAAUGUAAAUAUUUGAUUAAAAGUGCUGCAUUUUGAUGAAUUUUUUCUAGCCAUUUUUAAAGAGAAAACUAGGAAUUGAGUAUUUUGUGUACGGUAUGAUGUUUGCCAUCUGUUCCCCUCCCUAUUUAAUUUUCAGUUGUCAUUUAGGAUUGGAAUUUGCAAAUGGUCUGUUUGAGAUCAUGGCCUCCGCCCCCAAUGUCAUGGAAAAUAAAGCUGAUGAUUGUACCAGUCUUAAAUUAUUCAUGAUUCAAUAAAAUUGAUACUUAUUUAUUCAGA
Chrysemys picta bellii (western painted turtle) is the source of this 11732-nucleotide messenger RNA. NCBI's taxonomy places the organism in Eukaryota, Metazoa, Chordata, Testudines, Emydidae. The record is from RefSeq and is a predicted model, not a curated record.